CAUAAAACCAGCCAUUAAACGUUAAAAAUGUUUAAACUCGAUUGACCGUAUUUUCGGUUAUUGACGUGGACGAAGUCAAUAACACCACGCAGGCCAAGGAUAUCCAACAUGCGAGGAACAUGUGGUGCCGAAUACAAACAGAACAAAAAUAGUAGAACCUUUUUAAUCUUAUUGUCGGUUAAAAGACAGAAGACUUUCUUAAAAUUUACGGAAAAGAUUUUCGACUUAAAAAAAUCUGAAUCUUUUACAAAAAUAAACAUUAUUUUUCACAAUGAAAUAUCUUCGUAUCUUUUGAGGAGGAAGACAAUGUGUUCUUUCUCUUGAAUUGAUCCAAAACAAUUGAUUAACAAUUGGUUGAAAAUAAUUGGAUGAACAAAGGAUAGAAUAAACAAUUGACUGAAUACUUGAUCAAAUUUUGAUGAGUUAAGUGAUAGAUUAGAUAAGGAUGGAUUAAUUACAGUACCUAACCUAACCAUUAAAAAGACCGUCUCUGGACAAUUGUUAACAAUUUCAACUUCUGUUUGCAACUGACUGAAUCUCGUAUUUCGAUCGAUUCAUUUUGAACUAACGCUUCUAGUUCUUCGAAAUGACGUACCCACGUGCUCAGUACGAAUUCGGAGUAACGACCAGGAAGAAAAAAACAAAAUCACAUACACGCUCGAAGCUAUAGCAGCGUUGAGACGUUGUCGGGUGAAGAAAUUAUCAGUCUUAUACAUAUUACCACCACAUCGAAGAUAUCACGAUAGGCUUAGCAGAGACGAUCAGUAGAGUGCAAACACUCGAAGUGACUGGAUCGGAUAAACGUGUUCUAGUCUGUGCGAACGUCAACUACAAACUGCAUUCUCUAAGUCAUUCAUUAUGAAGAAAUUCAUUUUCUUGUUGAUAGCGUCGCUCGUUUUAGCGACCACAAACUCGCUACCUUCAAGAAAUUACACGGCUCUUCGGCAGGAGCUGCUAGACUACGAACAACGGUUGAUGAUAGGGUCCCAUUUGAAAUUAAACGAUGUUGAAGAAGUGGCUAACAAGAUAAUAAUGAAAGCGAAGAGGCAGGAGUUGGAUGUUGACUUCAAAAAUCCGUAUCUUUACACCCCCGGACGAAACUUCCUCUUGGCGAAGAACGACAUCCAGCAAUCGAAGGUCUUCAAAUUGCUUCGAAUGUUGCCAAAAGGUGCGGCACUGCACGCUCACGACACAGCAAUCGGCAGCUUCGAUUAUCUUUAUCACAACAUCACUUUCCGUGACAAUCUGUACAUCUGUGGCAAUGGCACUCAAAUGCGAUUGCAAUUCUUCCGGAAACCGGACCAGACAUGUAACUGGGAACUUCUGAAGAAGGUGCGGGAGGAUCCGUCUCGCGAGGCGAUUAUCAACGAGUCGAUCAUGAGCAGACUGUGGAUGAGCUCCACCGAUCCUAUGAAGGACUACUCAGAUGUGAAUAAAGCUUGGAUCAAGUUUAUGGACAUUUUCCGAUUCAUUCACCCUGUAUUAACAUAUAGACCUGUCUUCGAAGAUUACUUCCUCGACGCUUUGAAACACUUGCAUAAAGACAAUGUAAUGUACCUGGAGUUGAGAUCUACUUUCCCAACACUCUACGAAUUAGACGGCAGAAAAUACAAACCUGAAGACUUAGCUGGUAUCUAUCGCAAUCUUACAGAAAGAAAUGAAGAGGUUUAUUCUGUGCUUAGAUUCAAGAAAGAACACCCAGACUUUUUCGGAGUGAAAGUGAUUUACGCUCCUAACCGAUCCGGCGAUCUAAAGACUGCGGAAGGGUAUAUCAAAAUCAUGAAACGGUUGCGAAAAUUAUAUCCCGAUUUCGUGAUUGGGUUUGAUCUAGUCGGCCAGGAAGAUAAAGGCCACACGCUUCAGUAUUUCGCAGAUGUGAUAAAGAGCACUGAUCCAGAUGUCAGGUUCUUCUUCCAUGCAGGAGAAACGAACUGGUUAGGUGCUUCGACUGAUGAGAAUCUUGUCGAUGCUAUUUUAUUAAACACUCAACGUAUCGGUCAUGGAUACGCGUUGGUCUCUCAUCCCUUCCUGUUGAAGAUGGUCAAGGAAUUGAACAUCGCCGUAGAAGUAAAUCCCAUUUCGAAUCAGAUUCUGAAAUUAGUAGACGACUUGAGAAACCACCCCGCUAAGAUUCUGUUUGCCGAAGGAUAUCCAGUAGUGAUUUCGAACGACGAUCCUGGCUUUUGGGGUGCGGAGGGACUCAGCCACGACUUCUAUGAAGCUUUCAUGGCACUCAUGUCCGCCCAUGCCGACCUCAGAGCUCUCAAACAAUUGGCUAUGAAUUCUAUCGACUACAGUAGCAUGAACGAAGACGAAAAGAAAAGGGCUUUCGCUAUGUGGCAGCAGAAAUGGGAUUCAUCUAUGGAAGCUGUCGCCAGUAACGAAAUCUAAGACCAUAAACGUUUACACUGAUCAAGAAUUUGAAUAUUGACUGCAGAAUGCUCAUGACUUUAUUGGUAUAAAGUUUUCCAUGAUACGCGAAUGUGCUAUAAUUAAAUCGUGAAUAUUUAUGCAUUUAUAAUGCGUAUGAAAGUAAAAAAAUCCUUCGACUAUGUAAAAAAUAUAACGCAUUCGCAAGAUGUGUAAAAUAAAAUAAGUUUUAAAAAUAUGCAUGUGACAUUUUGAAACUUACAAACAUCCAAAGAUACAACUGCGCGACGCAUCAAUG
Megachile rotundata (alfalfa leafcutting bee) is the source of this 2668-nucleotide messenger RNA. Its product is annotated as adenosine deaminase. Lineage: Eukaryota; Metazoa; Arthropoda; Insecta; Hymenoptera; Megachilidae. The record is from RefSeq and is a predicted model, not a curated record. Gene Ontology annotation, molecular function: adenosine deaminase activity. Gene Ontology annotation, biological process: inosine biosynthetic process; adenosine catabolic process.